Messenger RNA from Medicago truncatula (barrel medic), 1326 nucleotides. RefSeq names its product THO complex subunit 4B. Gene Ontology annotation, molecular function: mRNA binding. Lineage: Eukaryota; Viridiplantae; Streptophyta; Magnoliopsida; Fabales; Fabaceae. Gene Ontology annotation, cellular component: nucleus. The transcript has 4 exons. The record is from RefSeq and is a predicted model, not a curated record. Gene Ontology annotation, biological process: mRNA export from nucleus. The coding region runs from base 99 to 1046 and encodes 315 amino acids.
CUCUCCCAUUUCCCUCACUCUCACUCACUCUGUACUAACUACGCUCACUACUAACUCUCUGAAAACAAACCCUACUCUUACUCCCGUUCUCCUCCAAAAUGCCCGCCGGACUCGACAUGUCACUCGAUCAAAUCACCACUCACCGCCGCACCACCUCCAACCGACCAAAUCGCCACCUCGGCGUUCGCAGCAACUCAGUCAGAAUCACUCCUUACUCCAUUUCUCACUCUCAGAUGCUUGAAAGAGAAGCGUUGCGAAGAAGCAAUGUUGAUGAUGUUCCUCAAGAAAUGGUUCUGGAUCAACCUCACCAGAAACCUAUCACCAAACUCUAUUUGUCUAAUUUGGAUGAUCGGGUUUCCAACGAAGACAUUCAUCUGUUGUUCUCGGAAGAGGGUGAGUUGGAAAGUUACUCCAUUCAUUAUGAUCAAUUUGGGAGAUCAAAAGGAACAGCAGAAGUUGUCUUUACAAGGCAGUCUGAGGCUUUAGCCGCUCUCAAGAGGUACAACAAUAUGAAGCUUGAUGGAAAGACAUUGCAAAUUGAGCUUGUUGGAACAAGUUUGGUUACUCCUGCUGCUGCGCCUCUUGGACAAAGUAGCUUACUAGGAAAACCAAAUGAUGUCUUUGCAAGGUGCAAAAUUCCAAGUCCUGGUCUUAUGAGCUCUGGAACAAAUUUGGUUACUCCUGCUGAUAUGCCUCUUGGUCGAAGUAGCUUACUGGGAAAGCCAAAUGAUGUCUUCGCAAGGUGUCAAAUUCCGUUUCCGGGUUUCAUUAGCUAUGGAACAACUGUUGAUAUGCCUCUUGGUCGAAGUAGCUUACAUGGAAGACCAAAUGAUGUCUUUGCAAGGGAAGAAAGAAAAUUUGGAGGUAGCAAGUACAAUAAUAGCUCUACAGCAACACAUGGCUAUCUUCCAAGAAAGGACCAUACACGAAAAGCAAAACGCCAGAUUCCAAUGGUGUCUGCGAAAGAUCUUGAUGAAGACUUGGAGAGGUAUCGCUCAGAGGCUCUGAAGGAAAACAAAGGAAAAGGAAAGGGAAAUCAUGAUUGAUAGCCUCUGAAGGAAAACAAAGGAAAAGGAAAGGGAAAUCAUGAUUGAUAGCUAGAAUGAUUCCUAUUAUAUGAGUAAAUAGGUUAGAAAAGCAUUGGAUAAAGGAUUAUGGUCAUAUGUUUGGGAUUCUGAUUUGCAUGAGUUUAUUUAAACAUAUAUUAGUAUGCCCUUUGUACAUGUCACUUGAAACUUCAAAGUUUGGACAGAUUUAAUGUCUGUUUGGAAAUUAGUAUUAACAAACAUGCUAUUAGUUACUGAAUUUGGUUCGAGCGCUUAUCAA